AAGCGAUCAUCUACAUUCUAGAGUAGAAGAAAUUCAUUCGCGCUCUUUGCAAUCUUGUCCCCAUGCAUCGCAACUAUCAUCACCCUUCCAAAAUGACUCAGUAUCCGACGAGCGGCGGCAAGUCUGGUUCGCGGGGUGAGAUGAAGCGCCCUAGACCUGUCAGGCACACAGCCUCGGCUGAGAAGCCUGUCACACAUGUGCUUCUCCGAGCUCGAAAUCACGCUGACACGUCUAGAUCUGGCUAGCACCUCGGUAAAUGUCGUAUCAAUUCCGCGCGUCUCACGCCCGCGUUGCAAGGACACACCCCACGCGUCUCAAGGGAAUCGCAUGGCGGUGAAGUUGAAACGCUUUCUACAGGGCAUGCUCAGGCACUCUGCAGCUGGCCGAGCGCCGUGCGGCCAUGUGUAGCCGCAAGAUGAUGGGCUCGAUGGAGUAAAGAGAGGAUGAGUCAGGUUCGUUGGUUGGCAGGAGAGCGGGCACCGGGUGAGCAGCUCUCCAGCAUCGAGCGCAAACAAGAUCCUCUGCUCUUUGCUCGCGAUGCGAAGAGUGCCCCCAGCAGCCACACGAGGGCAAUGGUCAGUAGCGCAUGUAUCGCAAAGUCAGCAAGGCAGAGCAAUGGCGAAUCAGAGCUCCUUUUUUAUCAGGAUAAGAUCAGACCUGCACAGCUAUAAAAGAGGUUGACCCGUUUGCAUACUUGCGGUCCUUACGGGGGACGAACAUCAGCAACAUUUCUGCAGCAGUGUACACGCUAAUCAUUUCUUCUUCGCAG
Molecule: messenger RNA, 769 nt
Organism: Ceraceosorus bombacis
Lineage: Eukaryota; Fungi; Basidiomycota; Exobasidiomycetes; Ceraceosorales; Ceraceosoraceae
Source: the annotation of a GenBank genome assembly